Molecule: messenger RNA, 1517 nt
Organism: Rosa chinensis
Lineage: Eukaryota; Viridiplantae; Streptophyta; Magnoliopsida; Rosales; Rosaceae
Product: disease resistance protein RGA2
Exons: 3
Coding region: 166-1146 (326 amino acids)
Biological process (GO): defense response to fungus
Source: RefSeq, a predicted model, not a curated record
AAUCGGCCAAUUGUUAUCUUCUUUUCACUAUUUUUCUCAAUUAUUGUCUCUCUCUUUCUCAAUAAUUGAAGACUUUCUUCGUGUUAUGCUGAAUUGGUUUCUACCCUAACCCAUAGACACAACUCUAUUUCCCCUUGAUCCUUCGAAAUAACUCUCUGGAUCACCAUGGAGUUUGCCUCUGGCAUUGCUGAGACCGUCUCAGUUAGGCUAGCCUCCUAUGCUGCCCAAGAAGUUUGCUUGGCUUGGGGUGCCCAACAUGAGCUCAGGAAGCUCAAUAAGACCUUGUUAGCCAUCAAACUUGUGCUCGAGGAUGCAGAGAAGAAGCAAUUGCAGAAUCCCCUCAUCACUCAUUGGUUAGGAAACCUCAAAGAUGUUUGCAAUGAUGCCGAGGAUGUACUGGACGAAUUUGAGUUCCGAAAGCUCCGCCUCAAAGUGCAACGGAGCGUCAAAGGAAAGUUCUUAAGCCUUCAAGGUUGUGAGGCACUUGAGGAGUUACCCAACGGCAUAGGAAACCUGAUCAACCUCAGACUCUUGUUCUUAACUACACAGCAGAUGUAUUUGCCGAAAGGAGUAUUCAAACGCCUCACCUUGCUUCAAACAUUAUUAAUCUCGAGCUGUAAAAAUCUAAAAUCUCUGGGUGAAGAGAUGGAAUACCUCACUAACCUCCGUCAAUUGUGGAUUGGUAUGUGUGGGAAUCUGGAAUCCUUGCCACCUAACAUGAAGAACUUGACUGCAUUCCAUACUUUGGCGAUCGCUGAUUGUAAGAAGCUUGAGUUAAUGAGGUCGGGGGAAGGCAUCAGUGGUCUCAGAUCAUUCUCUGUCGCCGAAUCAAAUUUGGAGGCUUUGCCCAAUUGGCUUCAAGAGUCCGUAGACACUUUACAAAGCAUGCUAAUCGGAGAUUGUGAUAAUCUCACGGCACUUCCAGACUGGUUACAAAAUCUCACCUUGCUGGAGCAACUGGUGAUUGGGGAAUGCCCCAAAUUGUCUGCUUUGCCGCAAGGGAUGCAUUGCCUCACUGCCUUGAGAGUUUUGAUGAUUAGCGGGUGUCCUGAAUUGAGAAAAAGAUGCAAAAGGGAAACAGGAGAGGAUUGGUCCAAGAUCAAACAUGUCCCAAAAAGGGUACUCGACGACUCUGACGAUGAUUAGCAUCUCAUAUUGUUUAUAUUUGAUGAUAUAAUCAAGGUCCCCAUUUGAAGAGUUGUGAAAUUGCAUGCGGCCAUUGGGAGUGCAUUGGAAUGAAGUUGAAGUGCUGCUUCGCGCUGUACUGCAUUUGUUUGGGACAUGGUUGUUGGAAUUUGAAAAACGAGACAUUUCGUUUAUAAUAAAAGUGAUGUGUGUGAUUGUUGUUUUAAAACGGUGUGAUUAUUUGAGUGACUUCAUCUUUUUCUCAUUUUGUAAUUUGUUGAUUUUCUUGUAUUUAGUAUGUUUCAUCAACUUCAAAACUAUGUAAUUGAAUUGUUGUGGUUUGUCUAUUUUUACCUCGUGAUCAAAUUUGAUAAAAUAAGAAAAUUCAUAAA